CGAGCUGAGACUGCGCGAGGUCAGACCCAGCCGGCUGUCUGGCGGGCGUAGCAGCUGGCUGGUGCGGGCUGGCUGUCCACAAUCGUCGGUGCACUGGUCAUCCGUCAUACAUACUACCACCCUGCCCUCCAACCUCGACCCGAUGCUGCUACUACUGACUCUCACAUGUCCAGCCUUGUAACUGACCUUCAUGCCACCCGACUCUCUCUCUCUGUACAUGACUUGAGACACUCGCCCUGUUGCUGCCACAGCACCCACGAUAACAAUGCAGAGCACUACUACCGCCACGACCCAGUACCUACAAGUGCCCAAGUUCCUGGCAACCAAGAAGGCUCGCUCGAGGUCGAGAUCAAGAGGUCCGAUGGAAGUGCAAAGUCAAGUCUCGUCGCCAACGCAGGUCAUCGUCUCUCCACAGAAGCUUAGCUUCCGAUCUUCGUCCCCUCCUAAACCGUUUCGUCCGGAGCCAUACCGAAGGCCAUCUUCAAGUAGUGUAUACUCCAACAAGAUGGCAAUUGAUUCAACGCCAUACUUGCUAAGCAAUCCACCUUCUCCGACCACAUCCGAACGAAGAGACUCCCUAAUGAGUGAUGCCACUGGUACGAAUUACGACGAUCUGAACGAAGGACUAUACUUCCGAGAGCCCACUCCCACACCACCGCCCGAGCUCCCUCUUCGACAGAAGCUAAUUGGAGCCUGGAAGCUCGAAUCAUAUAUUGCAUACCCAACGCCAAAUUCAUCUAACCAAAGACCAACAUAUCCUAUGACGAAGAACGUCACCGGCUUCAUCAUGUACACACCGGAUGGGUACAUGGCAGCACAGAUGCUCAUACCCGGUCAACAAAGCUUCAAGCGAGGAGAAGGAGAAGAGCCACAGUGGGCAGAGGCAGGCAAGCGGUGUUUUGCCUACUGUGGUCCGUAUUACAUCACGAAUGAAGGUCGAGGUCGCGAAGAGGUCCUGCGUCACACCUUCCAAUGUUGUAGCUUACCAGGUUGGAUCGGAGACAUUCAAAUCCGAACCCAUCGCUUCGAGGAAGACGGACAGGUCCUCGUCCUCGGCAGCGAGGAGCCUACAGAAGUCAAGGGUGAUAAACGUAUCCCUGUCCUCAAAUGGCGGCGAGCAGCCAACAAUGAAAAUGGUACCCCGCCGCCGCCGAUGCCACAGAUCAAGGUUAGCGGACCUGGUGAGCCGUGAAGGAAUUAUCACAAAAUCAGAGGUAACCUUCAAGCACACACAGACUCAAGCUCCGAUCGGCUAUCGAGUUGAGCGACACCACUAGUAGUGUCUCCUCACACGUCCGACAUACGCGCAAAGUCCUAUCUGGCAUUGCUUUUUGUCUUUGAGCAACCUUUUUUCCACAAACGGCAUAGCAAGCGGCGGGAGUUAUCUGACUUUCAAGGAGUCCUUUUUGGCGUUUUGGGCUGUGAGAUUGGGAAAUACCACGAUCUUCGCCAACAAAGCACAAUGAAGCGUUACAAGCAAAGCACAGAAACCAUCAGAACGUUGUUGUAUUGUGGGCAAAUCCUGGCUGAGCCGGAAGUGUUGCAGCCUCACGACAAUGACUCGCGCGAAUUGACUAGUUAUCUCUGUUCUCUAGGAUACUGUCUAAAGUUAAUGAAUCAAUCAAAAGGCCAAGGGACCGACAAGAUUAGAAUCAUCUUCUGCCCUUCAACACAACUUUUCCUACUGCGGUUCUUUCAACGUCUCCCCAUCAAUCUGCCACAAACACAAUAACUUGUCAUAGAAGCUCGUGCUGACGAUCGUUGUCGUCUGCAGCGGGUUCUCAACAUCGCUUCUGG
Molecule: messenger RNA, 1797 nt
Organism: Cercospora beticola
Lineage: Eukaryota; Fungi; Ascomycota; Dothideomycetes; Mycosphaerellales; Mycosphaerellaceae
Source: RefSeq, a predicted model, not a curated record